Messenger RNA from Tuber melanosporum (Perigord truffle), 1081 nucleotides. RefSeq lists its product as uncharacterized. Bases 1 to 897 code for a protein of 298 amino acids. The transcript has a single exon. NCBI's taxonomy places the organism in Eukaryota, Fungi, Ascomycota, Pezizomycetes, Pezizales, Tuberaceae. Gene Ontology annotation, molecular function: protein binding. The record is from RefSeq and is a predicted model, not a curated record.
AUGAGUAUCAAAGCCAGCAGAACCAAUGCUUCCGCCAUUUCCCUUCCACAAUUGUUCACCCCCCCAGGGCCCCCGGCCCUCCCUCGACGUCCGUCAAUCCCCCAACUAGAACCCGACUAUCCGUCAGCCAUGAAAGCAGCCCAAAUAUCACCAAGGGCUCACUCAGCAUCCACUUCCCCAUCCCGUCAAUCACCUCCACGUCCAAGCCCUAUCCCCCACCAUCAGACCGGCGACUCUAUCCUAGCAGCCUCCCUUGCCUCCUCCAGGGUCGUCUCCUCCUCCCCCCGAAAACCGCCUGCACCGCCCGCACCCCGUCGCCGCCGAUCACUUCCUCCUCCACCAAAAAGUCUUCGCGAAACAAUGCGCAAACCCAGAACACCACCCGAGGAGCCAUCCCCUCACCGCAGAAACCCCCACCUCGUAAAGCACCCACACAAACACAGCGAAGGAGAGUGCAAACGCUGGCGACACUUUGUCACAGAGGCCGAACGGAAACGCUACGACGGUCUCUGGGCCGCCAACAAAGGUCUCCUGCUACCUACAUCGGCACCUCCACCUCCCCCACCCCGUGGCAGAGCCACAGCCCGUAACUUCAAUGAUGAGCAGCACGAAUGGAGCUCCGCUCCCACAUAUGCGGAGCCAUUAUCCGAUUGCGUCCACUCGCUGAUCGUGCGGGACAUAUGGCGGCGUGCUAGACUACCCGACGAUCAGCUCGCUGAGAUCUGGGAGCUCGUGGACCGGGAGGGAAACGCCAGGUUGAGUCGCGACGAGUUUAUUGUCGGCACCUGGCUGGUGGAUCAAUGUCUCAAGGGUCGGAAACUGCCUGCUAGGGUGCAGGACGAGGUCUGGGAGAGCGUCAGGAGGUUGGGUGUAAAGUCUUCGGCUGGGAAGGAAUGAUCGAUUGCGAGGAGUGGAGAUGGGAGUGGAGGGAAGGGGAGGCGGGAGGAAGGAAGAAAGGAGCCGUGAUACUGUACGUGGCACUAGUUGGCAAGACCUUGAGGUUAAUCAUUAAUUGGCCCGAGGAGUUCUUUUCACCAAACAGUAGCCUUUCUUUCAUGAUUGAAUAAACGAAUAGAUAAAA